Molecule: messenger RNA, 5298 nt
Organism: Ogataea parapolymorpha DL-1
Lineage: Eukaryota; Fungi; Ascomycota; Pichiomycetes; Pichiales; Pichiaceae
Product: Autophagy-related protein 2
Exons: 1
Coding region: 1-5298 (1765 amino acids)
Biological process (GO): reticulophagy; piecemeal microautophagy of the nucleus; autophagy of mitochondrion
Cellular component (GO): extrinsic component of membrane; phagophore assembly site
Molecular function (GO): phosphatidylinositol-3-phosphate binding
Source: RefSeq, a predicted model, not a curated record
AUGGCGCCUCAAUGGAUGCCUCAAAAUAUACAGAAGCGAUUACUGAAGUACAUCCUUCAGCAGCUCUCCUUAUUUUCCGAGAUUGAUCUACCUAAUUUGGAUGUCUCAUUGGGCGCAAGCUCCAAGGUCAAUCUCCGAAAUUUGGAGCUAGACAUCGAAAAGUUCAGCAUACCAGGAAUGUACAUGAGAAGUGGGUCUAUUGAAACGCUUGCUCUCUCGCUUACGAUUAGCGAUGGUGUCAACGUUGAUUGCGCUGGAGUUAAUAUUACCCUCACUCCCUCGGUAACCCCUGGAAAGCCAAACAGUACAGAUCAAUUCUCCCUUGCAAAAAGCACAGCCGAUUUGGCAAACAGCGUUAUGUUCGAAGACAAUGUUGUGGAGGACGAAGAUAUCAAAGAAACCGCUUCAGUUGAUUCCAACCCCCUUCCAACAGAAACCAAAGAUUACAAGAUGAGCAACAUGAUGGCAAAGGCUGCAGAUAUGGCUUUGUCAAGGUUACAACUAACGGUACGUGACGUAAAAAUCACCAUGAUACUCGAGGCUUCUGUUAUGGAGGUGUGCAUUGAUAAGGUCACCUUGUUAUCAAAGGAGGGCACCAGGUACAUUACAGUUGAGAGAAUGACGUUGAACGCUAUCAAACCAGAAGUUUAUCCGGGAGAGGGAGUGGAUAAUGUUGACAACUCGGAAGAAAGGGAUACAAACGAGUCGGAAGGGUCUGAGGACUAUGACGAUGAAUUAAUGCAAACCUCAUUUAUGGCAGAAAACAAGGACGAUAUUCAUAAAUCCUUGGUGGAGAGCAUGAUGUUUGCAAGCCAGACAUCCGAAUCAGUGUACAUGAGCGCGACAUCCAAUGUAUUCUCUUCAACUACCGCCAGGGCUUCUACUUACGAGCCUCCCCAGCCGUCAGCUGUAUGUGUCGCCUAUGUCAGCAAAUGCAGCUUCCAGUUUGAUGGACUUCAAAACAUAGAGAAUGUGCAAGUGGACGUGGGGCAUGUUAAAAUUGCGGCUUCCCCAAUUCCAGAAUGUUUGUCGUCAGUGAUUCAAUCAAUUAGGAACCUUGUUAGGCUUUCAGCAAUGAGUACCAAUGAAACAGCUGGAAACACAGAAAAGGAAAGCGAGUCUGCUAGCACCACUCUGCUGAAUUCUCUAAAAAUUGACGAGAUCUGUGUGAGUUUUGAAUCAGCACUUUCCAAAGACGGACGAUUUGCUCUCGACAAUAGCACUUGCUUAUCACUUAGUGCUAUACGUUUUGAACAGAAAAAUGCUUCUUUCUCUUUUGGUUCCAUCGCGAAAAUACGCCUAUCAAGGAAUGAUAACGGAACCGAGCUCUUUUGCUUUGACGACUCUCGCGCACCAAACGUUGCAGACCUCGGACUAGAAAUACUUAGCAACGAUGUUUCUCGAAUCACUUUAAUAUGUCCCAAAUCUGCCAAUAUUGUUGUGGAUGAUCAACUAUUGACUUUGGCAGUGCGUUACUACUCAUUGAUGGAACCUGUUAUUGAGGCUCUUAUCUCGGUCGUAUCUAUGAAGACUCCUUAUUCAUACUCAAACACACAUUCAUCACGCUUUGCUUUACCGGAUACCGCAAACUACCAAAAAUCCAAUGAGUUUCAUGCGCAAAUGUCAUCUAUUCACGUUAAGCUUCAGCUCAAUGACUUUUGUAUCACGACUACUAUUCUUCCGGUAACUUAUGAUUCUCAGGAGGGUCGCUUUGAUACUAGCAGUAUACUUUUCGAAUACAACGAUGCAACGCAAGGAGAACAAUAUGCACCUAACCAAUUUUUGAUGAUAUCUAAUUUUGAGACAUCUUCUGCCGGUGUAAACAAAGUACGAUCUUUUGAUUCCAGCUCGCUUCAGGAGAUAUGGCUCAAGACCAAAAUGAAAACUAUAGUUGAAAAGGUUACUCUGAAGCUUGAUUUUGAAGUCCUGAUCAAACUGAUUAGCGGCUUUGGAAAACUCGCUGACUUAGUGUGCAAGUCUAUGGUGAUUUCACCUCCAGUGGCAAGGCAAAAAAAAGUAAGAAUGGCUAGUAGUUUGUUUCUAAAUGCUACCAAAAUGCUCAAAAACUGUGUUGAAAUCAAACAUUGCACAAUGACUCUCUCCCAUAUUUGUCCCCAUUUUGGGGAUCUGAAAAUCUCCUUGAAAGAUAUCUUUGUGAAUUUUCUGCAAGAUGGGACCCUACACAGCUAUGUUAUGAGUGCUCUGAUACAAAGAGUAUGUGACUCAAUACACGAGUCAUUGUUGGAAGCAGCAGAUCCUAGGAACAAGGGGUAUCCCAUGAUGUUUGCAAAAUUCAAAGAUAAUGUCGGGGUACACUUCAAAAACUGUUCGUUUAAUUACUACGGAGAAUGGAUCACACUCUUAGAAUCCCGAGAGAGGCCUCGGGAGGAAACCGAUCGAAGCUCGUCUGCCUCUUCUGCUACUGGCAAGAAACGCCAGGUCAACUUUACCUUUGCUGAUGUCUCAAUAGGUCUUGUUCCAGUCAACUUGAAAUCCAAAAUUGAGGUCGUUAUCAAGAAAGGAAUUGCUGACUUAUUGAUUGGUACUGAUGGGCGCUCAAAACUGCAAUCCUCAUUCAGUUCCCUAACCCUGCUGUUAAUUGAUGAUGUGGCCAAUAUUCUCAGCGACAAAGAAAGUAAAUCAUUGAGGCACUGGAUUAACGCGAAUAAUAAUCAUGCUAUCUGGACACUGAAUGCUAUUCUGAAAAGCAAGGGUUUCGUCCCUGUGGGUUAUAUCUCAUCUUUGUUUUUGAAUUCUGCAUUUGAAAGUGAGCGUCAUUUGGAAGAGAGGAUGACACAGACAUUUUCCGGCCAGAAAAUCUUUCCCUUAAUCGAUACAAAAAUACAUGUUGAUGCAUUGGCCGUGGACCUUUGUGCAGACUCAUCCCAAUGUUUGAUCCAGACUUUAAAAGACCUGAAGCAGCCAGUGCAAUUCUCAUUCAAUGAAAAAUAUAAGCCAACGACAGAUGAAGUGGACGUUUUCAAGGACGUUGAUGAGACUAUUUUCUCAGCGUCGGUAAACGUAGAUGUUGGCAAUCUGGAGCAAACUGAGAUCCCUGAAAACGAAAAAUUGGAAAUUGUCGAGGACUUCUUUGACAAAAAUCUAAAUUCUGAUUCAGGUGAGCAAUCAGCCACACGCUCUGGUAGCUUAGCCAAUAGUGGUACCAAAUCUGGUGCCAUGUCCAACAUCAUUUUUGAUGAUAAUCAUUUCGGACAUUCUGGUGAAGAGUUCACGACGAAAGUUAUACCAAUGGCUAUCGGAGUCAGUAUUUCCAAUGUCACAAUCAAGCUCUAUGAUGGGUAUGACUGGAAAGAGACUCAGACUACAAUUAAAAAUGCCAUUCGACGUGUUGAGGAUAAAGCUGCGAAGAUAGGUGAUAACAUGAAUGAAGUGACUGAGGGUUCCACCAGUCAAAAUGUCCGCUCCGUUUCUGACGAUUCCACUGAGUUAGAUACGGAAGCUGUGAAUGAAAUACUCUACGAGUCAAUCCAUGUGGGACUGUUAGCAGGCCAGGACCCUCAGUCAUUUUACGAUAAUAUCAAUAAGUCGAUCAGCAACAGUGGCGACACAGAAAAUGUAAGCGAGCGUAACAAUUUGUCUGCAGGCUCUUCAUCACCUGCGUCAGUCAACACCGCGAAUAGCACUCGCUCUGCAGCACCCUCUCAUAAUAUUGAACUAGGCAAAGUUUCUAAUAGGAGAGUGCGUUUGAAAAGAUCUAUAUAUCAUAAGGUCCUAGUUGAGCUCGAAAACCUUGACCUGUCGAUCCUGACCAUGGUUAAUAACGAACCACAUCCAACCAAGAACUCUAUAGUUUUCAGUGAGGACGAAAACAAAGAUGACUCCGAACUAGUUAGCAGAAUUGAUCUGAGUGUCGGAUCCUUCAAAGUGGCAGAUAAUGUUCCCACGUCAAGCUGGAAUAUGUUUGUGGGUUAUCUGCGUGAAGCUGGGGAUAAAGAGCUUGGUUCCAGUAUGCUUCAUGCUGUCAUUGACACUGUUCGCCCUGUCUCGUCAUUAGCGGCUUCUGAAUUAGUGAUUUCUGUAUCUGUGCUUCCUUUGAGACUUUAUGUGGACCAAGAUACGCUUGAUUUUUUGACCAGAUUUGGAGAGUUCAAAGAUGACCGCUUCACUCUCCCAGCUUUGGAUGAAGAGGAGGUUUUUAUCGAAAAGUUUCAGGUCAACUCCGUGAGAAUCAAACUUGAUUACAAGCCUAAAAAGGUGGAUUACGCUGGCAUUAGAUCUGGCCAUACUAAUGAGUUCAUGAACUUUUUCAUUCUUGAUGAAUCUGAGAUGGUUUUGAAGAAGUUGGUGCUCUAUGGAAUACCGGGAUUCACUCGUUUGCACAAGAUGCUCAAUGACUUGUGGAUGCCUGACAUCAAAAGAAAUCAGCUUGGUGGGGUCCUGUCAGGUCUUGCUCCAGUGAAAUCAAUCGUGAAAAUAGGAUCUGGCUUCAAAGAGCUGGUCGCUGUGCCUUUGAAAGAGUAUGAGAAAGAUGGCCGUGUGAUAAGAGGACUACAAAAAGGUGCACUCUCAUUUGCCAAAAUAACUGGCGGCGAGUUGCUCAAAUUCGGUGUUAAACUUGCUGCAGGGACCCAAAAUAUACUGGAGUCUACCGAAGAAGCUUUGGGAGGAGACGGCUCUGCUGUCAGACUACCAGGAUACAAGAAAAACCAAAAGUCGCGAAGAAGAACCUCACCAAGCGAAGUCAUUUACGCCACUCCAGGGGACAGAUCUUUAUUAGGCCACAAUACCAUGAGUGGUGCAGUAUUUCACCGAAACUCUUUUGAUUCCUAUGGUGAGGAAGAAGAAUUCUUAGAGGGAGCCUCGGCGCUGGAUGGAGCUGGGACACAGGAUGCCGAUCAAUACCAGAAGUCUAGGUUUCUUGUUCCUGCUGUGUUCAAGAGUACUGCUGAGCUACCUGAUGUAUUGGAGAGCGAUAGUGAUCUAGAUGAUUACUAUGAUGAGUCUGACAACGAAGGUCAAAAGAUUGUCAGUCUGUACUCAAAUCAGCCGGAAAAUCUAAACGAGGGUUUGCAAACUGCUUACACUUCGCUGGGAAGAAACUUAGACACUGCUCGCGAGGCAAUUGUAUCCGCAAGCACGCGUGCUGCACGGAGCGGUAGUGCACAGAUUGCUGCCCGGGAGUUCGCCAAAGCCACUCCUAUCAUGGUUAUACGCCCAAUAAUUGGAACUACAGAAGCUAUCUCCCGAACACUUCAGGGAGGCAUUAAUAUUCUUGAUCCAGAAGAGAAACGCAGGUCUGAAGAAAAGUACAAAAAUACGAAGAAAGAAGCUAGUUGA